Messenger RNA from Oenanthe melanoleuca, 11300 nucleotides. It is a transcript of the gene PLCE1, whose product is annotated as phospholipase C epsilon 1. Lineage: Eukaryota; Metazoa; Chordata; Aves; Passeriformes; Muscicapidae. The coding region runs from base 474 to 7418 and encodes 2314 amino acids. The transcript has 33 exons. Gene Ontology annotation, biological process: phosphatidylinositol-mediated signaling; small GTPase-mediated signal transduction; lipid metabolic process. The record is from RefSeq and is a predicted model, not a curated record. Gene Ontology annotation, molecular function: guanyl-nucleotide exchange factor activity; phosphatidylinositol-4,5-bisphosphate phospholipase C activity.
GCAGCGGCGGCCGUGGAGCCCUGGCGAGGCGGGGGCGGCCCCGUCCCGCAGAGCGCUCCGCCGCCGCGGCCCCGCCGCCGCUGGAGCCACCGCCAGUCGAGGAGGAGGACAAGAUGCCGGGGUACGCUGAAAGAAAACCAACUUUUGGGAUGCUCUGUGGGGAGAUACAUCUGUGACACGGAGUAUGUGUUUGAUCAUCUACAAUCUGAUGCAACAGUUUGUGUUCUAUAUAUGACAGAAGAAUUAAUUGUGGAGAGAGUCCAGCUGAAUGGCUAUGUCAUAAUAAGGAACUGGUUUAAAAUGUCAGUAUCUCAUGCCAGUGAUCCAAGUUUGGGAAAGCCUAGAAACCCAACAGUGAAAAAACCUACUUUCUUGUAAAAGCUGGUUCAAAAAGAAUGAACAGUUGUUAUAUACUUUACCAUGUAUUCCCUGAUUCUUUAGCACUGAAUCUUUCAUUACACUGAAAUCAUGGUAUGAGGAUUGGUGGAGAAGGUCCUCCCCCCAUCCCCAGUACACAUCCAGCAGCUAAAGACUGUGUCAAAAUGACCUCUGAGGAGAUGACAGCGUCUGUUCUGCUCUCUGUAGUACAGGGUAAAGUGAUAGCUGCCCAGUCAGCUGGAGAUGAAAAUACUGAACAUGCUUUGGACACCAAUGUUAUAAGAAGACAUACUGCCAGUUCGGGAAGGCAAACCACACACAAUCUGUCUUACUUACACAGACUCGAAGAAGAAAGUCUUCAGGGCUCAGUGCCCAAAAUAUUCCCUCUGGCCACAGAACAACUGACUAACGACAAGAGUAAUGAAAACUUCUGGGAGAGGAACAGCUCCAUCUCUGAUUCAGUGGAAUUUCUUAACAUUAACUGUAACAUUGUACAGAAGAACUACAAGAGCAAUAUCCCGUGCAGCCAGUUGUAUCAAUCUUGUGCUCCUUUAGCAGGGGAAGAGGCAUGCCUGGAAACUGGAAUUCCUGUUUCGCUGGAAAGAGCCAUGCUUGCUGAAAUUCAGUUGAAAAUGAAUGGACCUUCAUUAAGAAGCCAGACAGCAGUAAAUAAGAAUGACAGCAGUGAUCCUGAUAAAGUGGCCUUUUUUCACUUACAUUGUGCUAGUGAAAGGAAUAUAUCAAAGGCUUUGUGUGGUUUACACAACAGUUUCAUUUUGGAUGACUGCUUGCAGCCCGUGAGUGAUGGUGAUGGUAACACCACUGGUUCCCCAGCCUGCACUUGCAGCAUAAUGCAGUUGACAAAUAAUUGUGAGAAUCAAAAUGGGCAGCAGUUGUAUGAAGAUGCUUUAAGGGAUAAGUACUUAUGUCUGGAAAGAGCACCACGAAAGGUUAAAGUGACGUGCUCAGGUCACAACUUCUGUGGAAAUAACUUUACUGGGAGAAUGCCCUCAAAACCCUUUCUGAGCCAUUUUGAGGACUGUAAUGAUAGCUGUGAAGAAGAGUUGGAAGAGGAUUUUUUUAGAAACAAAAAGGAACGUUCUACUCUAUUAAUAAGACGUUUCUGUAAAAACGAUAAAGAGGUUAAAAAAUCCGUUUAUACUGGAACGAGAGCAAUUUUUAGGACUUUACCAUCAGGGCACAUAGGAACUGUUGCUUGGAAUUACAUUGAGCAAAGGAGAAACAACAGUGGCAUGAAGCUUUCUAGGAUUACAACAGAACAGCUAACUAUAAUUCAGUCCCUAAUAAAAUGGAAAUUUAAUUCCUGUCUUGAGAAGUCUUUAUGGUAUGAGAUCUUCAGUACAGUGAGAGAAGAAGAGGAAGGAACAGAAGUUAUUUUUGAAUAUAUUCCUCAUCUUCUGAGAAAGCUCCCAACAUCUGUUACAGACUGUAUAUACAAAGGAGAUGGUUUUUGUGUAAAACCAUGUGUAACAGGUGCUUACUGUCAAUAUCGUGCCACUUUACAGAGGACUGCACUCUCUAAUUAUAUAACUGGUGCUUUACUAGAAGCAACUACAUCAUUAGGAGCAAGAAGUGGUCUUUUAAAUAUCUUCGGAGGGUCAACUGGAAGAACUAUGCUUAAAGAACGCCAAGCGUGCACAGCUAUGGCUGGCUCCAGCGUCCUUGCCUCCAGCGUGGCCGGUAUCAGCAAGGAGCUGAUCGAGCUGCAGCACCUCAUCCAGUUCCCGGAGGAGGUUGCCAGCAUUCUGACUGAGCAGGAGCAGGAGCUCUACCGCAGAGUCUUACCCAUCGACUACCUCUGCUUUCUGACCAGGGAUUUGGGUAAUGCUGAGUGUCAAAGCAAGCUGCCAUCUAUCAAGGCAUCCAUAUCCGCUACUAUUCUUUCUUCUCCCAAUGGUGAACAUAAUGCUGUAGAAGAUCUUGUGACAAGGUUUAAUGAGGUGAGCUCCUGGGUUACCUGGCUGAUCCUGACUGCAGGUUCUAUGGAAGAGAAACGGGAAGUCUUCUCAUACUUAGUUCAUGUGGCAAAAUGCUGCUGGAAUAUGGGCAACUACAAUGCUGUAAUGGAAUUCCUGGCAGGGCUAAGGUCAAGAAAAGUUUUAAAAAUGUGGCAAUUCAUGGACCAGUCUGAUAUUGAAACUAUGCGAAGUCUAAAGGAUGCUAUGGCACAGCAUGAGUCAUCAUCUGAAUACAGGAAGGUGGUCAACCGAGCGCUCAAUAUUCCAGGCUGCAAAGUUGUUCCUUUCUGUGGUGUAUUUUUAAAAGAGCUCUGUGAAGUUUUGGAUGGGGCAUCAAGCCUCAUCAGACUCUGUCCACGAUAUAACUCCCAGGAUGAAACGCUAGAGUUUGUUUCAGAUUACACUGGACAAGAUAAUUUCUUACAACGAGUAGGUCAAGAUGGUUUAAAUAAUCCAGAAAAAGAAUCAACAACAAACAAUAUCUUUCAAACUAUUCGGAGCUGCAAUCGCAGUUUGGAGUCUGAAGAUGGUGAAGAUAAUGUCAGUGAAGGGAGUGAUUCAAGGAAAAACUCUCUGAAGGACAAAACCAGGUUCCAAUUUCUCAUUGGAGAUCUUUCAGAUUCUGAAAGUGACAUAUUUGAGCAGUUGAAAGAAUGGGACACAAGUUCAACAGAAGAGCAACAAAAGGCUUUCUGCCAUGGGAUAGAACUCAUUCCCUGGUACGUGUUGUCCAUCAGGGCUGAUGUCCAUCAGUUCAUGCAACAAGGGGCAACCGUCAUUCAUUAUGACCAGGAGACACAUCUCUCAGCUCGCUGCUUUCUUCAGCUCCAGCCUGACAAUAGUACUUUGACUUGGACAAAACCCACAACAGUUUGCCCUGCAAAUGCUAGGGCAAAGCUGAGUGUGCUGGGCAAUACUGCUGAGCUUGGUAAAUACCAGUUUCUUGGUAAUACUGGGCUGGUGGAAGGCUUUUUGGACUUGUUUUCAGCCAAGGCUGUAUAUAUGGGACACUCGGGCAUUGAUAUGCACACUGUGUGUGUUCAGAAUAAACUUUGCAAUAUGUCCCUUGAAGAAAAUGGUAUAACACUCCUUUAUGGACUUCAGACUACUGAUAAUAAGUUACUGCACUUUGUUGCUCCAAAAUACACUGCCAGAAUGCUGUAUGAUGGAUUGCUGGAAUUGACUAAAGCUGUAAGAAAAAUGAGGAGAUUCCCUGAUCAAAGACUACAAUGGCUACGGAAACAGUAUGUCAGCCUUUACCAGGAGGAUGGAAGGUUUGAAGGCCCAACCUUGGCUCAGGCUGUUGAGCUGUUCGGAGGCAGACGAUGGAGUGCAAGAAGCACAGGCACAGGAUCUCUCACCAAAACCACUGAGAAACCCAAUGUGCAGAGAAACAACACCCUGGGAAUUAGCACAGCUAAGAAAAAGAAGAAAGUACUCAUCAGGGGUGAAAGUGGUGAGGCCACUGAUGAUGAAAUGGCGACUCGGAAGGCAAAAAGCUGUAAGGAAUAUCGUAAUAGAAGUGGUUCAGAUCCUCAAGAUAUUGAUGAACAAGAAGAACCAGAUCAAAAUAUUAUUAUUAAUGCUUCUCCAUCUAACAACUUGCCAUCAAGAAGAGCUCACUCUCUGACAGCAUCUGGAUCUCCCAGCUUAGGAGCUACAUCAUCUUCACCAGCAAGACCAGUCUCCUCUCCUGUAAUAUCAUCAAGCAAAAGUCAGUCUAGCACAUGGAGCAGCAGUAGCUGGCAUGGCCGUGUCAAAGGAGGAAUGAAGGGAUUUCAGAACUUCAUGGUGUCUGAUAGUAACAUGACUUUUGUGGAAUUUGUAGAGCUCUUCAAAUCUUUCAGUGUCCGUAGCCGCAAGGAUCUGAAAGACCUUUUUGAUGUUUAUGCUGUGCCUUGCAAUCGGUCUGGCUUAGAGCCUGCUCCACUUUAUACUAAUUUGAAGAUUGAUGAAAAUAGCAGUGGAUUCCAGCCUGAUUUAGAUUUGUUGACUAGAAAUGUUUCAGACCUUGGUUUAUUCAUUAAGAGCAGGCAGCAGCUAUCAGACAACCAGAGGCAAAUAUCUGAUGCAAUUGCUGCUGCCAGCAUUGUAACCAAUGGUACUGGAGUUGAAAGCACCUCACUGGGAGUAUUUGGAGUAGGAAUCCAGCAGCUGAACGACUUCCUAGUGAAUUGCCAAGGAGAGCACUGCACCUAUGAUGAAAUCCUCAGUAUUAUCCAGAAAUUUGAACCUAGUGUGAACAUGUGCCAGCAGGGGCUGCUAUCUUUUGAAGGAUUUGCAAGAUUUUUGAUGGAUAAAGACAACUUUGCCUCCAAAAAUGAUGAAUCACAGGAGAAUGCUGAGGACUUGCACUUUCCUCUCUCAUAUUACUACAUAGAGUCCUCACACAAUACUUACCUUACUGGCCAUCAGCUUAAAGGGGAGUCCUCAGUGGAGCUCUACAGCCAGGUUCUUUUACAAGGCUGCAGAAGUGUAGAAUUGGACUGCUGGGAUGGUGAUGAUGGCAUGCCUAUCAUUUAUCAUGGGCACACUCUCACUACAAAGAUCUCUUUUAAGGAGGUGGUUGAAGCCAUCGAUCGCAACGCGUUCAUCACCUCCGACAUGCCCGUCAUCAUCUCCAUUGAGAACCACUGCUCGCUGCCCCAGCAGCGCAAGAUGGCCGAGAUUUUCAAGAAUGUAUUUGGAGAUAAGUUGGUGACGAAGUUUUUAUUUGAGAGUGACUUUUCUGAUGAUCCCAUGCUGCCUUCCCCGGGCCAGCUGAGAAGAAAAAUCCUGCUUAAAAACAAGAAGCUGAAAGCCCAUCAAACGCCAGUGGAUAUAUUGAAACAAAAGGCUCACCAGCUGGCACAUUUGCAAGCACAGGCUAGCAAUGGUGCUAGCAACCCCCCACCUACCAAUGAAGAGGAAGAAGAUGAAGAGGAUGAAUAUGACUAUGACUAUGAAUCUCUCUCUGAUGAUAAUAUUCUUGAAGAUCGACCUGAGAAUAAAUUAUCAAGUGAUAAACUGCAGUUUGAAUAUAAUGAAGAGACUGCCAAACGACUAAAGAAGGCUGAUUGUGCUACUUACAAUAAUAAAGGAAAGGUUUACGACAUGGAGCUGGGUGAAGAAUUCUAUCUUCCACAAAAUAAGAAGGAAAGCAGACAAAUAGCCCCAGAGCUAUCAGAUCUUGUCAUUUAUUGUCAAGCUGUAAAGUUCCCGGGCUUGUCAACUCUAAACCCAUCUGGCUCUAGCAGAGGAAAAGAAAGAAAAAGCAGGAAGUCCAUUUUUGGCAACAAUCCUGGCAGGCUGAGCCCUGGGGAGUCAGCUGCUCUUGCCAAAGCAUCUGGGAAAGGUCCCUUUGAUGCGAUGCGGCAGCCGUGGGAAGACCCUUGCUGUCCUUACAGCUCCCCAGCUUCCCUCAGCGCCAUCAUAAGGACGCCCAAGUGCUACCACAUCUCGUCCCUGAACGAGAACGCUGCCAAGCGCCUCUGCAGGCGCUAUUCCCAGAAGCUGAUCCAGCACACCACCUGCCAGCUGCUGAGGACCUACCCCGCCGCCACGCGCAUCGACUCCUCCAACCCCCACCCCCUCAUCUUCUGGCUCCACGGGGUGCAGCUUGUGGCUCUCAACUACCAAACGGAUGAUCUUCCUCUGCAACUCAAUGCAGCAAUGUUUGAGGCUAACGGUGGCUGUGGAUAUGUUUUGAAACCUCCAGUUCUGUGGGAUAAGAACUGUUCAAUGUACCAGCAUUUUUGUCCAUUGGAAAGAGACCUUGAUAAUAAGGAGCCAGCUAUAUAUUCUUUAACAAUCGUGUCUGGCCAGAACGUUUGCCCCAGCAACAGCACGGGCAGCCCCUGCAUCGAGAUCGACGUGCUGGGGAUGCCCCUGGACAGCUGCCACUUCCGCACCAAGCCCAUCCACCGCAACACGCUCAACCCCAUGUGGAACGAGCAGUUCCUUUUCCGCGUGCACUUCGAGGAUUUGGUUUUCCUCCGGUUCGCGGUCGUUGAGAACAACAGCUCGGCGGUAACGGCUCAGAGAAUCAUUCCCCUGAAAGCGCUCAAGAGAGGCUACAGACAUGUCCAGCUCCAUAACCUACACAAUGAAACAUUAGAAAUUUCCAGUUUGUUCAUAAACAGUCGGAGAAUGGAAGAAAGUCCCUCUGGAAACACUCUGCCUGCAUCUGUGUUGUUUAGCCUGGGAGAAAGGAAAGCUGCUGUGACUUACAAAGUGACAGUUCAUGGAAUUCCAGGCCCGGAGCCUUUCACUGUUUUCAGUGUAAGUGCAGGGACCACUGCUGCACAGCUGCUCCAUCAGCUCUUAGCUACCAUAAAAGGCACCGAGUCAUGCGCUGCAGACUAUUUUCUGAUGGAAGAGAAAAGUUUUAUAUCUAAAGAAAAGAGUGAAUGCAGGAAACCACCAUUCCAGAGAGUGAUUGGUCCUGAAGAAGGGCUAGUGCAGCUUUUAAACAGUUGGUUCCCAGAAGAAGGAUAUGUUGGAAGAAUUAUCUUUAAAACUCGAGAGGAAAAUUUAAAUGAGAGAAAUGUCUUUCGAGAAGCAAAGGAAGAAGCAGCCAUCAGCUCUGAGGAUGACAGCUUCUUUGUUCAGGUACACGACGUCUCCCCAGAGCAACCACGCACCGUGAUCAAAGCUCCACGCCUCAGCACGGCUCAGGAUGUCAUACAGCAGACUCUCUGCAAAGCCAAAUACUCCUACAGCAUUUUGAGCAAUCCAAACCCAAGUGAUUAUGUGCUCUUGGAAGAGGUGACAAAAGAGCCAGCAAACAAAAAGUCUUCAACAUCUAAACCAUCUCAGAGGAUUCUCUCUGAUCAAGAGUGUGUGUUUCAAGCCCAAAGCAAGUGGAAGGGAGCAGGAAAAUUCAUCCUUAAGCUCAAAGAGCAGGUUCAGGCAGCACGAGAUGACAAGAGAAAAGGCAUCUCCUUCACCAGUGAACUGAAGAAGCUGACCAAGUCGAGUAAGCAGUACCGGGGCUUCGUGUCCCCCCCGCUGCAGGACAGUCCCCAGGGCAGGGACGAGAGAGCCGCCUGCGCCUUGGCCUUCAGUGACAUCAUGGAAUAGUCCAGACAUCCCUGCUGCCACAGCAAGGCUGCUCAGUGCAUUUGAAGGAUCCUGCUACAGACUGAACUGGUCAGCAAUUGUGUGCCCUGUGCUACACAUGCUUAACCCAGGCAAUGCUGCUGGGUUAACGGCCAGAAUCUGGGAUGGGAUGCUGUAGAUGGGAAAGAUGCCUGUCAGCUCUCGGAAGGUUCCUCUCUUCCUCUAUCUUCGCAUCUGCAGAUUCUCCAUAGGCGGAUGGAGAAGUUUUCUUGGACUGAGUGUUGUAAACAAACACGUGUCAUCACCCUCCCCUUUUUAAACAAAAGAUAAUUUUAGCUUGUUGCCUCUAAGGAAUCUGAAGGCAAAGAACCAGAGUGUUCUUUUAUGUGUAUUAUAUUAAAAUAACGCACUUUGACCUGAUGAUUACUGUUACACUGUGUUAAGUGAUUGUAAAGAGAUUUAAAUAUGCUGUAACUUCCUCUGCAUAUCUGUUUAACUUUGGAGAAUAUACACAAAACACUCGAAAUUAUUUAUGGUUUAUCUACAUUAACAAAAUAAUGUACAAUAGCUGAAUACACCUUACUGGUAGUGAGACCUUUGCAAGGAACAACAUUUUCUUCUUAUAAAUUUUAGUUUUCCAGGCUUGUGUUUAAAGAAAGAAUAUUUAUUAUCAUGUUUCAAAGUACAUGCCAUUGUAUAGUAUAUUUAUCAUAUACUACUUUUUAGAAAAUUCAGACUUUUUUAUCUUUUUCUGGAUUUAGAGGAAAAAAAUAUUAGAACUUUUCUGAUUGUUUCUUUUUAGCACAAGGUGUUUAAUACCCAGUACUGACCAAAUUCAAAACAAUGCAUUGUAAUUAACAUUUCAAAAAUUUGAAUUCAAACCACAUUUUUCCAUGUAGUCAGGAACUGUCUUUUUACUUGUCUGUUAAACCCAGAGGGUUAAGUUAGUUGUGGUAGUCUCUUUUUUUUUUUCUCUCCAAGGGAGUUACUGAUGUGUUUAGUUAUUUAAAAUAAUCCAUUACAGGGACACAAAUUAAACAACUGCUGCAAUCAGCCAUCCCUUUGAUCUCCCACAAGAAAUGUGUCUGUGGGGAACAAACUGCUCUGCACAUGUUUUUGUUUCACUAGAGCAAACACAGGAAAGAAGUUACAGGCAUAGUCUUAUGACAGCUAAUGCCCUCACUAUGAAUAAGAAAGUGAAAUAAAAGUCAUUAACUGGCAUAUAAACAAGCAGACAGAACCUGCAUUCUGUCAUCAGAAACUAUGAAGUCUUUCACUAUACACUACAGAAAAUAGAGUAUUUAAAGUAGCCAAAAAAGUACCAAAGUAAAAAAGUGCCCUCUUGAGGUCACUUCCAGCUUUCAGGAAAAAUAACCACAGACAUAGAAGAAAGUCAAACUUCUCAGUGGCAUAUCCUCACAGAGGCCAUGCACUUCCAUAGUCAUCUUUCACAAAAGUAGUCUAGAACUUAUGUACCAAAGCAGCAUUUUGCAAAUCAGCAACAUGACCCAACUCCAGCCCCCAGGCAGCUCAGCUCACCCAUUACCAAUUCCAACAGGAGCAGCCCCUGUGAGGGACAUGUGCUCCCUCCUCUCCUUGCCCAAGGAAAAUGUUAAGAAGUGACAGUCUACACAUAGUUUUAAAUGCAUAGUUUGCUUUGGAAUACUUUGGAAUUAUGGGAAAUACAUCAACCUGCUGCACAAUUCAAUGACUACAACCAUUUUUUUUAAAUGUUGGCUUCAUUCUCUGUUAUUUUAGCAUGGGGCAAUUUGACACCACUGAGAAUUUUUUCCUUUUGGUCGUUUUUAUGGCAUUUUAAAAACAAUGCUUAAUGUCCUGCAGUUUGCCCUUACCUGUUUGUUUAGCUCUUUUGUUUUUGUUGGUGUGGUUUAUUGGGUGGGUUUUUUAUCUUUAGCAGCUCUGAAAAUUCUUAUCACCUGUAGUAUCACAGUAGGCUGGCAGGCACCCUUGCUAAUGAAUUGCAUUCAACAAGAAAGUUCUUAUACCCAUGUUGUCACCACUAGUGCUUUUCUGUCAGAUACAAAAAUAACAACAACAAAAAAAAACAAUCAUGGGGAAGCAAAGGGGACAUCAGUAGUGAUAUCAUAUUGUGUACCAUAGGCCUGACACUACCCUGAAGUCCUGUGGCCAUUUAAAAUCAGCAGUUUUGUACUAUUUCUGCUAACACAAUUUUUCCAGCUUUGGGAAUAGCUUACUAAUAUAAGCAUCUUCAUCAUCAAUCACAGUCAAAACUUUCUUUUGCUGCUGUUUAUCACAGUGAAAGGGAACAGCAAAAUAUUUGGCAUUUUAUUUAAAAACCUUAAUUUUAGGCCUGUAGACAUCUGGAACUGUGUAAAGCUAAUGAACCUGUUCCAGUAUUUUUAUUAAUGUACAGGCAUCACAAUUUAAAGUUGAGGUAUUGGUAAAUAUCCAGGUAAACUUUUCUUGGUGAAACAUGAUACUCCGGGGUGAAUUUAGGAAAGAAUUGCAUACAGUGCCCUUUCUCUUGCUAGUUCCAGGUAGUGGAAAUAAAAUUCUACUUGAAAUAUUAAACAGCAAUGGGGAGUUGUUAACUUCUGUGAAAGUCCAGUUAAAGAGCUUUCAUGUGCUAAGUUAUUAUGCUAAUAGGAAUGUUUAUUCUGUUUAGCCACAGAUUUUAUUUCUGCAGGAAUCUGUCCACACAUUCCUAUGGCAAAAAUGACAAAAUAGCUUUGUCAUUUUCCAUGCUUUUGGCUGAGUAUGGACAUCAAUUAGGAAAAUACAUUCAUUUUUACAUUACAAACUAUUUACAGGAAGAAGCUUCCAGGAGAAAGUUUGAAACAAAGGAAUGUAAAUAAUCAGCAUCUUCCAGAAACAUGCAGCCUCUGAGCAGUAGCAGGCCUUGCACUGCACACUUCACAGGUAGAAAUCUCUUGUUUCUCCUGCUCUGUUGCCUAUUGGCAAAACCACAAAAGUAUUUUAUUCUGUACUAUUUAAAAACUGCUACUUUUCUGCCAAUUUCUUACCCUUUCCCUGUGCAGCACGUGUUGCUUGCAGUGUGUGACUGUAAGAGCCAAAAGCUGGGCAGUCCCAGCUCCUGUGUGUGUGCAGAGCUGCUCUGCCUGUAGGAGCUGGGGCUCUGCAGGAGCUGCUUCCUCUGCCGCCCAAAGGGCUUCCUGGUUCUGCCUUACUGACCCCAGUAAGAGCAGCCAGAACACUGAAGAAUACUGUCUCAGUUUUUUAAGCCUAGUGAGAUUGUUUUUCUUGCUUACAAAUAUUAAUAGCCACUUUUAGAAAGGUGUCUGCUUCUAGAACUCAGAGGCUUUAGAGAAUGAAACACUUCAAUACGGAAAUAUCCAAAUAUUUCAAGAACACUUUCUCUUACAUUGACAGUUUAUUUUCAAAAAGAGAAGACCUUGCUGGUAGCUUUACAGGCUAAGUCUGCAGCUUCUGAAACGCAACUGUGUUCUGCUCUUCAAAUGCUUCAAUUAACAUCUGGUUUUUAAUCACUGUCUGUUACUAUUCCACUAUAAAACUCAGUUUACUUUUAGGGUAGCCCACUAAAUGUACCAAUGGUGGCAACUUUUCCUGUCUGUGAUAAAUAUUUUGUAACUUAAAUAGUGAUAGACAUUUGGCAGAGUUAGCAAAUUAAACACAAAAUAAAUAGCAGUAAAUAGAUUUUGCUCCAAUAGAUGUAUAAGCUCUUUCACAAUGACUUGUACAGUUGUCUUCCUCUGCCUCUUCAAGCAUGUCAAAAUAUUCUGACAAUGCAACAUCACUAUGUGCCAGUCUUUAUAUGUUUGGAAACUAUGUAAAAUGAACAAUUUUAAAAGUGACUUUUCCACCUGGACUGUUUUCUCUCUGCUGACUUGAAUAAACUGUAUUUGUAUAUAUUGUAAAAAAAUAAAUGGUUUAAGAUGCUGA